UUUCAUCACAUACAAUGUGAGUCAGGGACUUGGACCGCUCGUGCGUGUGUGUGGGGCCGUUCCUCCGUUGGAUGUAUGCGAACGCUGAAUGUUGACAUUCAACAUGGCGGCAUGUCGUCAGUGCUGUGCUGUGUCGUGCUUGUGUCAUUGUUAGUUUAGGACACUUCUGAAACUAAGGCUCACUGUAAAUUUCACAUUUAAAAGCUGAAGAAGGAAACGCUAUUAUAGAAAUAUUGGAAGAGAACACAACCAGACUCAGCACGCAUUGAAGACAUCUGAGGAUUUUCAAGUCAACAUUUAUUCUUUAAAUCUCCUAUGUUUUUGAUUUACUUCUUUUAUAAAGAAUGACUGACGUUUAAAAGAAACACAGUUGUUCUAGUGCACGCUAAAUUGAGUAUUUAUCAAACAGUUGUUAUAAUAUUCAAACAUAUACAUAUGGAAAGUAUUGACAGUAUAUGGUGUGCUAAGGUUUUGUACUUGUAUUAAGUCAUAAAUCAACAUUAACUGCAUCGUUCAUUUGUAUAUUGUAUACACAACAAGCUUUGUGAGCAAGAAAUAGGUGAGCUAAUAUAGUGACCGUGAUUGCGAUUGCGGCUGAGAUUGUGCUGCUCUGCUUGAUAGAACAUCUUUAUCUGCGUUUAUAAAGAGUGCCAAGUUUGUGUCGAGCUACUGCGGUACUCUCCAUUAAAUAAUUGAUGAUAUAUGUGUUAAAAUACUUUGAAGAGACCUCACUUUCACUUCCUGGUCACAAAGGAGUCUGCAUUUCUGCAGCAUUUUAAAGAGCCACUCUUCCUCUUCAUUAAGUUCUUGUAACAUUAUAGUGAACAAAGAUAUAAGGUACCAAGAACCGUUCUGUGAUAUCUAUGUUAACACUUAAAUAAUUGAAAAAAGACUAAAAAUUUCUAAAUAUAAGUGUAUAUAUACAUAUAUAUACACUUAUAUAUAUUGUGGUAACAGAAGUGUAAACAUAAAGGGAAUUACGUAAUUGUUUCAAGAGAAGAAGAGCUAAAUUAUACGUAAAUAUUAUAUACUCUGUAUUAUAAAUAUAAUACACUGCGCAAAUUGAGAAGACAAUGUCCAACAAUCCUCAGUGGAAAACGUUCCAGCCGCCAAUCAUGAACUCUGACCCAGCAAUACUUGACUACAAGUCUAUGGCUAUACCAAGUCCUAAAGCCAUAACAGGAUCUCAUCAACCAACAACUAACAAUUAUCGUAAUGGUACCAACUACAGUGGUGAUCACUAUAUGGGUUCACCUCCUGAAUGUGGCAAAAAUUCUACUACUAACUAUGGUAGUUAUCCUGGCACACAAUCGUCACCGCGCAAUGGCGCUACAAGAUUUCCAUUUGAAUUUACGGGCAUGGAAACAAAUGCCGGUUACACUAGUGAACCUGCUACCAAUAAUUCUACCUAUCAGGAUCAAUCUGCGAAUCAAGGAACACGGGAAACUGGCAUAAUUGAGAAAUUAUUACAUUCUUAUGGAUUCAUACAAUGCUGCGAAAGACAGGCAAGAUUGUUUUUUCAUUUUAGCCAAUUUAGUGGUAACAUUGAACAUUUGAAGAUUGGAGAUCCUGUGGAAUUUGAAAUGACUUAUGAUCGGCGAACAGGCAAGCCUAUUGCAAGCACCGUUAGCAAAAUUGCUCCAGUGGCACUGGGUGAUCAACGAUGCAUUGGUAAUGUAACAACGGAAUUACAAGCAAGUGGUGAUUCACAAGGACGUAUCAGUUACGAAAAUCGCGGAGAAUGUUUUUUUCUGCCAUAUACCAAAGACGAUGUCGAAGGAAACGUUACUUUGCGUGCUGGUGAUAAAGUUUCAUUUCAGAUUGCUACUAAUCAACGAGGAAACUUGGGUGCGUGUAACGUAAGAUUGGAAAAUCCGGCGCAUCCGGUUCGAUACCGUGGAGUAGUGUGUUCGAUGAAAGAAAAUUUUGGUUUUAUCGAACGUGCUGAUGUAGUCAAAGAAAUAUUCUUCCACUUUAGUGAAGCUAAGUCUAUGAAAGAAGAACUUAGGCUAGGAGAUGAUGUGGAAUUUAUAAUACAGACACGCAAUGUAAGUGAGAUAGAAACUGUCAAAACGGUUUUUCGAAAAAAAGAUCUACAGGCGCAUAACAAAUCUAGUAUUUUGCUCUUGCAGGGAAAGGAGGUGGCUUGCAACAUUACAAAGUUACCACCUGGUUCAAUCAUAUUUGAAGAAGUCAGUAAUGAAGUGGUAAAAGGACAAGUGUUGAAGCCUUUGGAGAGAGGUACUGCUGCUCGUCAUCAAAAUGAUCCCUUACCUGGACGUAUUCGAUACAGAGACAGCAAUCAUUCUGAAGUGGAAGUACCAUUUGGUGAUAAAGAUCAAAAAGGAGACUUUACUCUUAGACAUGGCGAUUGGGUUCAAUUUCGUAUUGCGACAGACACUAGAGAUCAACUUAAAAGAGCUACAGAGAUAAUGUUAUUACCAGAAUCUUUCACUGUGUCAGGAGAAAGACGAGAGCAAGGUGUUAUACAAUCUCUCAAAGAUGGAUUUGGCUUUAUUCGUUGUGUAGAAAGAGAACCCAGACUUUUCUUUCACUUUAACGAAGUUCUUGAUGUUGAUAGAGAAAUUAGUGUAGGGGAUGAGGUGGAAUUUACAGUCAUACAAGAUCCUUCGUCAUCAUUCUCUAAUACUCGACAAAGUGCUAUUAGAUUGAAACAUUUGACAAUGGGUACUGUAUUGUUUCAAACAAUUAUAGAAAAGGAUAUAUUAGGUACUGUAAUACAGGACACAAAUUCAAUGGAACCUGGCCUUAUUGGUUAUGGCCAGCAGAAGAGCAUUAUUUUCUUCUCUAAAGAUUGCGAUCCUAAACAUAUUCCAAAAUUGGGCGAUAAGGUGAUGUUCAAUAUUGUUCAAGUAAAACGAAAUAAAGAGCUUGUUGCUGAAGACAUAUUUUUAGUAAAUGCUGCUGGUGAAAAAAUUCAAAAUGUUAACAAAAAAUCAAAUGGACAAGUUUGUCAAGGUUUUAUAGCUGCUCUUAAGGAUGGAUUUGGCUUUAUUGAGACAGUAAAUCACGACAGAGAAAUAUUUUUUCACUACAGUAACUUUGAAGGAGAUGCUAAUACGUUGGAAUUAGGAGCUGAUAUCGAAUGUACAAUUAGUAGUUCGAGUAAUGGAAGAGGAUCUGGAGGUUGUGUAGCUGCUGAUCAUGUUAAAUUGGUACCACGCGGAAGUAUUCCGAGGCCUACGGCAGUCAGCGAGGUCCUAGAUGGUACUGUGGUGCGACCAUUACGAAGUGCGAAUCCCGAGCAGACUGAGUACGCUGGUUUGAUCAAAAUUAAUCCAACUAACGAGGACGAGGAAACGCCAGAAUACGAAUUCGGAAUCAUGGGACUUUCUAACAAGCGGGAGCUAUUACAGGCUGGUGAUCCUGUGCAAUUGCAGGUUGAUUCAGAAGGUCAUGCUUGCAAUAUUGUAGCUGUCAGAAAAAAAAGAAGAGCUACAGUGGACGCGGUUAAAGGUCCAUUCGGUUUUCUCGCCUACGAAGUCGAUGAGGGUAAAAAGUUAUUCUUCCAUAUAAGCGAAGUUCGAGACCACGCUACGUUGCAACCGGGUGAUCAGGUGGAAUUCGUUUUGGUUACUAAUCAACGCACUGGCAAGUCAUCGGCGUGCAAUGUGACUCGAUUAAGUGAUGCGGUUCAACAACGACCCGAGCGAUUAAUAAGCCGAUUGCGUACCAUAUCGUUGGAAGACACAGGUCCAAAAUUAACUGUGGUCAGACAACCAAGAGGUCCCGAUGGCACGCGCGGAUUUACCCAGGAAAGAUGCCAGCACACUCCUGGUGCCAUAGAAGAAUAAUGCGCUGUGAGACACUUAUUGAUUAUCCAAAUUGUAAUCUACAAUUUGUUUUUAGUUCAUACACUUCGAUACCAAGAUUACUAUUGUAAGCAUGGUCAUAAACGUUUGCCAAAUUCAGACUAAUGCGACAACAAUAAUUAUAAUGAUAGUGAUCUGGAAUUGGAUGGUGAACGAGGGCCGGAAUAAUAUAAAAGUAAAAAAAAAAAAAGAAAAAAAAGAACAACGACUCAUUUUAUCACCUCAUAAUGGGAGAAAACGAAAGGCAGUUUGUCUUAUUCUUGAGAUAACAUUAGAAUUCAAUACGUAAUUGGUUUAUCUCUUUAAUUUCCCAUAUCUUCAUAAAUUUACUAUUAAGCUAUACAUAUUCGAUGUUACUUUUCUAAACAUAAUCGAUAGUUUAUAGGAUUCAUUGAAAUUUUUGAUUAGUAUGUUUAUUUUCAUAGACGUUUGGUCGAUAUAUCAAUUCGUUUUGUUACUUGGGGAAAUAACAAAGUACGAAAAAUGUCCCAGAGUACACUUAAGAUGUUGGGCUGACAACCUAUUUGUAUCCUCUAAGACGAUAUCUUGUCUCUCUUUAUAAAAAGUAUAUUCUUACACGUUAAUACAUAAUCUUUAUUUGUGUAACUUUCUUCAAACUUAUUUUACUUAUGAUAUGCUUUAUACGCAUGGUAUACAUAUGCAAUAA
Molecule: messenger RNA, 4500 nt
Organism: Formica exsecta
Lineage: Eukaryota; Metazoa; Arthropoda; Insecta; Hymenoptera; Formicidae
Gene: Unr
Product: cold shock domain-containing protein E1
Exons: 10
Coding region: 1074-3815 (913 amino acids)
Molecular function (GO): nucleic acid binding
Source: RefSeq, a predicted model, not a curated record